Messenger RNA from Fimicolochytrium jonesii, 1834 nucleotides. RefSeq lists its product as uncharacterized. Gene Ontology annotation, biological process: heme biosynthetic process. The coding region runs from base 247 to 1413 and encodes 388 amino acids. Lineage: Eukaryota; Fungi; Chytridiomycota; Chytridiomycetes; Spizellomycetales; Powellomycetaceae. The record is from RefSeq and is a predicted model, not a curated record. Gene Ontology annotation, molecular function: protoporphyrin ferrochelatase activity. The transcript is spliced from 5 exons.
CUCGUUUUUCCGCUCCUCCGGGUCGUCAUUGGACCGAGUCCGCCCAUCAGCACCCCUGCACCCCAUAGCAUACAGUGGUCUCCUUGCCACUGCUUCCUUCGCUAGCAGUAGUAGUGUAAGCGUCCGCGAGCACGGCCUAAAAGUUGCAUAAGUGUAGUACUGCUCCUGGUCUCACCGCUUUCCAAUCAGCAGUUGGCUAGUUCCGACGUCGCCACACCAUAGCGCCAGCGCAUCUUGUCGUCCAACAUGUUCCGAAACGCAGCCACACCCUGCAGAGGCGCAAUAGGCUCGCCCGCCAUGCACUUCCGACGACGACUCGCUACGGUCGCGCAAUCCACAAAACCACCCACAGCCGUAGUCCUCAUGAACCUCGGCGGACCCAAAGACCUCGACUCCGUGCAUUCCUUCCUCCACAACCUCUUCUCCGACGGCGAUCUCAUCCCCAUCCCUUUCCAAAGUUACGCCGCAAAGUUCAUCGCUAAGCGGAGAACACCCAAAAUUCAGGAGCAAUACGCGCAGAUCGGUGGCGGGUCGCCGAUUCAUAUGUGGACGGAGAGGCAGGCAAAGAUGUUGGAGGAGAGACUGGAUAAGGCAUCGCCUGCGACCGCACCACACAAAUCCUACGUCGCCUUCCGCUACACCGCCCCCAUGACCGAAGAAACCAUUCACGCAAUGCAACGCGACGGCGUCCAAAGAGCCGUCGCCCUCACCCUCUACCCGCAAUACUCCUGCUCCACAACCGGAAGCAGCCUAAAUGAGCUAUGGCGCAACCUAAAGGACCUCGACCCAGACCAGAAAAUCAAAUGGAGCGUCGUGGACAGGUUUCCGACCCACCCGGGCCUCGUCGAAACAUUCGCGCGCCAUAUCGAGAAAUCACUGGCCACUUAUCCCGAGUCCGAGCGCAAAGACGUCGUAUUACUCUUCUCCGCCCACUCCCUCCCCAUGGACGUCGUCAACCGCGGCGACCCGUACCCGCAAGAAGUCGCCGCGACAGUGCAGGCCGUCAUGGAACGUCUGGGGCAUUCGAACCCGUACCGCCUGAUCUGGCAAUCGCAGGUCGGCCCGAAACCAUGGCUGGGCCCGAAACCGGACGCGGUGCUGGAGGGGUAUGCGAAACUGGGCCGGAAAAAUCUAUUGAUGGUGCCGAUUGCGUUUGUGUCGGAUCAUAUUGAGACGUUGUUUGAGGUCGAUGUUGAGUAUGGGCAUUUGGCGAAGGAGAAAGGAAUAACAGGCUUUAAACGCGUCGAAUCCCUCAACGACGACCCCAUCUUCAUCGACGCGAUGGCUGACAUUGUUCAAACCCACCUGGCGGGCAACAAACCGGUUUCGAAUCAACUGCCGCUCCGGUGUCCGCUCUGCACGAAUGAAAAGUGUGGCGAGCAGAAGGAGUUUUUUAAAGGGCAGCGGUUGUAGGUUGAAAGGGGCGACGGUUUAGGUCUAGAGGAACGGCGUAAGCGAGGGAGAGUCUCUGGAAAUCACUGCUCUUGUCGCCACGUGCGCUGUGUCGGUUUUUUGGCUGUGGUUGCAACCCGUGGCCGUGGUUUUUUGGCAUGGGUCUCACGCUCUGAUGGAUGUGCGUUGCAGAAAUCAUUAACGAUUCCCUGCCAGACUCGGUUCACUUACGUACACAUCCCAUGCGCAUUCCAAAGUCUCAUCGUGUGAUUGAAUCUUACAUUACACAACUAUACGUUUACUUUAGACUGUAAUAUGGGCAAUCAUCCUUGACGUCUUGCUGCCCGGCGUAAACAAAACCCUCAUGGGCGAGUUUCUACUCCCUUCCUGAUUGGGAUACGACGCAUCUUCGAAUUGUUCAUGCCUCACAAUCCGCAUUGGU